UGGGAGGGAGCAGAUGUUUACUCCAACUGACCAGGAAUAUAGACACAUAUAGAGAAGAUGAAUCUGGAGGAAAGGGGUUACUGGCGGACAAGCUACGUUGGCUCUGCUUUAACAGCCAGGGGCUGCACUUGGAUGAUCUCUGGACCCUCAGAUUGAGCAACACCACAUCAAGCGGCAGGCAGCUCCAAAAUAAUCAGUGCGAAACAAAGGUAGGGUAGCAGGAAGACAUGAAUCACAGAGAGUCAAAAGAAAAGCAAAGUUGUGGUAGAGCGUGACUAGGGAGAGUAGCAGCUGUAAAAGAGUUAAACAUUGAUUCAGGGCUCUUUUAGGCACAAUGGUGGACAGAGGAUUGUGUCUGAGGUUUUGGGGAGGAGUAUGAAAGAUUUGAAAGGACUUGGGAGGGUGGGGGGUCAGAGGCAAGGGGCCGGUAGAGAGUAAUCGUGGUGACAGCCAGUGCAAGGGGACGAGGACUCAUGUGAGACACAGAGGAAUUAAAAGGUAAAAGACAAGGAGAGGGACUGGCAGACCCAGAAACUGGACUUCAGUAUGGGUGUGAAGAGAAAGGCUGCUGCAGCUAUCUUAGUCCUGCUGCUGUUCCUCGGCUCCCUGUGGCUGCAGGGAGGUUUGGAUUACCACUGGGAUUCCUGUUUAAAAGGUUAUAAUCAGGUGAAUAAGCUUCACCAGCUGUCCAACAGCAGUGGGGCCGAUGGGGCUGAGGGCCUGUCUGUCCUGGACGGGUGCCCCGGUCAGACCUUCCAGGUGUCAAUGCUGCUCACCCACCUGUCGGAUGCGACGGCCUACACCUCGGACGUGCUGCUGCCGCCCUAUCUGUCCAGCUGGGAUGAGCUCGUGAAGUUUAUGGAAGCUCUGGGCCCGAUGGUGGGACUGAUAUCUAAAGAGAUAGAAAGCAAGACCUCCAUUAUUCGUCAAUUGGCCCUUUUGUCGGAGGGGAAUCCUGAGGCAGAGCUGGGCCUGGAUUUAAACUCAAUAAAUUCAGUAGACACAGAGGCCGGGACGAAGAACAGUGUCGAGGCCUCAGAGCACGUAGAUGCUUACCACUCUGUGCGCUCCAUGAUCUGGGUGGAGCUGAACCGAGGCGUGGUGGACUUCAAUCACCAGACGGACUCUGGAUGCCGGACUCUUCUGCGUCUGCAUCGGGCCCUGCUGUGGCUGAAGCUCUUCCUGGAGAAGAUAUCUGAGACGCCAGUGGCCGGCCGCCUCAGGACCCCCUCGGAGCUGUGUCGCGAGGCCUAUAAGAGCACGCUCGCCAAACACCACACCUGGUUUGUGCGGAAGGCAGCCGAGCUGGCCUUCAUUGCCAUGCCAGAACGGGGUUUCUUCUACAGGCUGGUCUGUGUGCAGGACCAGGAGGAGCUGAGCGCGAUGCUGAGAAGAGUGGUUCAGGCCAUCGGAGAGGUUUAUGACAGGACUCAGAAAGCCCUGGAGGACAAUGACAUGCUAAACUUGCCAUAGAAGAUGGGACUAUCAGACUGGACAUAGAGCCUCUACAGCUGUUUUACCAUGUUUUGCACUCAUGGUUUCUCGUCUGGCAACUAAUUAGGUCUUAAAACGAGGUAACAUGAUUGGGCUUGAUUUAUUUUCAGCUAAAGUUUACAAGUGCCAUUUAUUCUUCCCAUCUCACAUAGCAACAUUGUUGUGUUUGCUAGAUUUGGGCCACAAUUAAGCCACAGCAAUACCGCAAUUUGUUUUGUUUGGGCCAUAUUCACCAUUUACCACAUGGGCCACUUGUUAUGAAGUGGAGCAGGAACUGGACCCAAGCGAAGAAUCAGACAACUUUUCAAAGUAAAAUGAAGGUUUGCAGAUAAUUUCACAGUGACGGAUUCAGUUAAAAAAGGUUUUUGAUGUGGUCGUCGUACUUGGUGUGGCGUGCUGCGUGGUGUGGCAGGAAAAGGUGGCGUUGCUGUGGGUGAAGCCUUGUGGGUGAAGCCUUGUGGGUGAAGCCUUGUGGGUGAAGCCUUGUGGGCUCUCACUGUGUGAUCAGCAGGUGACAGGCAAAGAACAAGAAGCCGGUCUUCAGGCAGACUGAAUGUGCCGAUGACCUAACAGACAGGCAGGCGAUGUCCAGCCAGGGAAACUAACCGGCUGGCAUGUUGGUACACAUGGAGCGUCAGCAGACAGAUAAGAAACGUAGGCAGUGACCAGAACGAAACCAAUACUGAUAGCUACUACCGCUUAGUCAGACUGUAUUAUCUGAUGAUGAGUAGAUUGUAGACCAGGGUUUUUAUACUGCACCGGGUGUUCAGUGGAGGUGAGCUGCAGGUGUGCCAGGAACCUGCAGGGAGAAACACGCCCAGACCUGCCAUACCAAUCACACACACCCAUCCCAAGCAUGGCACAACAAUCAGAAUACACACACACACACACACACACACACACAGGGUUGGGAGGGGCAGCAAUCAAACCACUUUAGAUUUACAUCCAGAUUAUACUUUGUCUAAAGCAUCUCAUGUUUGCCAAGAAAGGCACAUAUUUGUUUUGUGAUACUCAGGCCAUGUUUGCUUCUUAUCAAGUUGGCCACUUUAGGCUCACAUUCCUUUUGUCCGGGCUACAAGGAGGCCAGAAGUGCCGGGUCAUUGCCUGGAAUGGCCCACAUCCGUGUGCCUUCUGCGAACCAAAGUGCGGUCUCAACAAUCAAGUAAAUCAGCAAACAAAGCGAGUUCACGUUGAGCCAUGACAUUCCUCAUCAAACAUCUCUUGACCUCUCCUCACCUCAGAGGGAGUUUGAAGGCAGCGGAUAAUGUUUUUAGGCCUGCUACACACCGAAUGUGAAUUAUUGAAUAAGCUGCUGUACACGGCAACAUGAACACAAUCACCUCUGCUGUAACACAUGUCACUGAGGAGCUGAUUUUGUCAUGGACUGUACGGUUUAUGUUUUUGUGCCGACCCCCACCCGUAUGUGAUUGGUAAUUCUAUUUUUGUACAUUUCAAAUGUUAUUGAAAAUGACUGCUGUUUUAAUUGGGGUUAAAUCUUGGAGAGUUAGUUUGCUACCUCAAAGUGAGCCAGGUUUAAACGCCUUAUAGACGUAUCUGGGACCAAUCCAGCCAGAUCAAGAGGUGUUACAUGAAGAAUCAAAUCCAAUUUAGAGUACGCAGAAGUUUUUGUAUGGUGUUCAGAAUAAUUAAAUAUCUAUAAAAUGAA
Hippoglossus stenolepis (Pacific halibut) is the source of this 3160-nucleotide messenger RNA. It is a transcript of the gene gltpd2b, whose product is annotated as glycolipid transfer protein domain containing 2b. The transcript has 4 exons. The record is from RefSeq and is a predicted model, not a curated record. Gene Ontology annotation, molecular function: ceramide 1-phosphate transfer activity; ceramide 1-phosphate binding. NCBI's taxonomy places the organism in Eukaryota, Metazoa, Chordata, Actinopteri, Pleuronectiformes, Pleuronectidae. Gene Ontology annotation, biological process: intermembrane lipid transfer; ceramide transport. Gene Ontology annotation, cellular component: cytoplasm; membrane; cytosol. Bases 547 to 1473 code for a protein of 308 amino acids.